Messenger RNA from Diplodia corticola, 960 nucleotides. RefSeq lists its product as uncharacterized. NCBI's taxonomy places the organism in Eukaryota, Fungi, Ascomycota, Dothideomycetes, Botryosphaeriales, Botryosphaeriaceae. The transcript has 3 exons. The record is from RefSeq and is a predicted model, not a curated record. Gene Ontology annotation, molecular function: metal ion binding. Bases 1 to 960 code for a protein of 319 amino acids.
AUGCCGCCACCGCUCUCGCUAUCCUACACCACGAACUUCUGCACUCUCACUCGCAACCGCGCAGUCGAGCUCACCAUGGACCCGAGACAAUCAUACCUAUCCCUCUCCACUACCACCCCGCCGCAAUCGUGCGUCUCCACCCCCUCCGACUCCUCAACCUCAUCCGCGACGCCGCUCGGCCCCGAAGCCGCCACCACCAACAGCGGCACCGACAGCGUCAACAACGUCGACACCACCAACACCAACAGCGACAUGAGCUCCAACAGCCAGCUCAGCACCAACCUGCCCACCCACGGCCGUGCCAGCCCCCUCGCCAUCACAAUCCACGAGACGAAGUACACCACGCACACGGGCUACAUCGUCGACAUCGCGGCCCGCCCGGCGCUCGAGCUGUCCGCCAUGAAGGGCACCUUCCACUGGCGGGCGCUGGCGCUGGUGCGGCGCGCGAUCGAGUUCCACAUGGGGCUUCUGAGGGGCGAUGACGACAACGACGAGGAUGGCAUUGAUCGCGGCAUGAAGGAGAAGGCGAGGACGUUUGUGGAUGGAGUCGGGGAUAUCGUUGUGGGGAGGUUGGGCGGCGAGAUUCUGAUCGCUCCGGCGCAGCUGCUGCGGCUCAAGGCCGUCAUCAACUACCUCACCCCCGACAACCUCCUCGCCACCAUGGCGUGGAUUGAGAGCCACGAGAUGGCGCGUGUGGCGGUCGGCUUGGAGACGGGGAACUUGGGGAUGAACCAGCAGUGGUGUGGUAACUGCGCGCGGCUGUUCUACAUUGCGGCUGGCGAUGGCGGCAGGAUCAGCCCUGGAGCUUUUGCGAAGGACCCCAUGGGCAUUAAGGAGUGUGGCCAUGUUAUGUGUAAGGGCUGUGUCGUCAACUGGCUCCAUGAUGUUACGGCGAAGGGCAGGAAGGGCACCCAGCCUUGUUGCGUCCGCUUUCGGGCGUUUGACGAGGCGACUUUCUAA